AUGGCGGCGCCCGAGGUGGCGGCGGCGCUCGGGAGCGGCCCCGGGCCGAGCGGAGCGGAGCUGCCCGAGCCGCUGGGGCUGCUGGAGCUCUGCGGGGCCUGCAGGCAGCGGCUGAGCCCGCAGCGGAAACCGAGACUGCUGCCGUGCCUGCACUCCGUGUGCCGGGGCUGCAUCGGCAGCGAGCCUGGGGACAAGAACGGUGAGGGGAUACUGGGAUGCCCCGUGUGCCACCAGCAGUGUCCCCUGGGUGACAUCAUGGACAGCCUGUUCCUGCAGCCCAGCGCCAGCAGCCCGCUAAUUAACCCUGGUGGUUAAUGAACUGUUCCUUGUCCCCAGAGCUGCACCAGCUGCGAGGACAACGCCAGCGCCACCAGCUUCUGCUUGGAGUGCUCGGAGCCGCUGUGUGCCACCUGUGGGGCUCACCUGAGGGUCAGGUACAGCCGGGAGCACCGACGUGUGACCGAGGGCCGCCGGCAGCGUUUGGAGCGGCAGCGCCGGGAGCUGAGCCGGCUGCGGCGGCUGCAGGAGCGCGCGCUGCGCUUCGGGAAACGGGCCCUGCACGGGCGGCACGGCAGCGCCCUGCUGCUGUCCCGGAGGCUGGUGCAGGCCCAGCUGCUCGGGGCCCUGGGGGUGCCCCUGGAGCCCCCCGAGCCUCAGGGGGAGCUGAAAUUCCAAUGGGACCGGCAGGGAUGGACACGGAGCGCCCGGAGCUUCGGUGCCAUCGUCUCGGAGCCGCCCCUCCCCCCCUCGCGGAGCCCCCCCCGCGGCCCCUCCCCCACCAAGCAGCCCCCUGUGAUCGUCCCCAAUGUCCCCAACCCCUCCUCAAUGUCCCCACAGGUACCUGGGUACCUUGGUGACAUUCUGGGGUGCCACCCCCUGAUGUCCCCUCCCUGUGGUGUCCCCGCGCCCCCGGUGGCCCCGGAGCUGCUCCUGCAGGGCCCCCCCCAGAUGUCACCUCCCCCCCGGAUGUCACCUCCCCCCCAGGUGUCACCUCCCCCCCUGGAGCCCGCGGCCACCCCCAGCCCACAGCGCGCCACCAGCCCUGAGGACGGCGUCACCGGUCCCCACAGGAGGGUCCCCGGCCGUUCCCCCCGGGAGGAGAAGCUCGUUAAGAAGCUGCUCGUUAAACGGAGGGGCCCCCCCUCGGUCAGGGGCCCUGUGCUCCCCAAGCAGCCCCGGGUGAGCCUGGAGCGCCUGGAGCUGGACCCGGAGCUGGACCCGGCGCAGCCGCCCGUGUUCCGCGUCUUCCCCGGGCCCUCGGCGCGCGAGUUCAGCCUCAUCGUCAUCGGGCAGGGCACGCCGGGGACAGCGGGGACCGCGGGGACAGCUGGCACUGAGGGGACACAGGGGACACAAGGGACGGCGGGGACGGUGCAGCCGCACGGAGCGCUGCUGGUCAAGGUGAGCGACACCUGUGUCCCCUCCCCUGUGUCCCCUCCCCCCCCAG
Messenger RNA from Melozone crissalis (California towhee), 1447 nucleotides. Its product is annotated as transcription intermediary factor 1-beta-like. The record is from RefSeq and is a predicted model, not a curated record. Lineage: Eukaryota; Metazoa; Chordata; Aves; Passeriformes; Passerellidae. Gene Ontology annotation, biological process: innate immune response; negative regulation of DNA-templated transcription; positive regulation of DNA-templated transcription. Gene Ontology annotation, molecular function: ubiquitin-protein transferase activity; zinc ion binding. Gene Ontology annotation, cellular component: nucleoplasm; RNA polymerase II transcription regulator complex; chromatin.